This is a messenger RNA of Porites lobata, 414 nucleotides long. The record is from the annotation of a GenBank genome assembly. NCBI's taxonomy places the organism in Eukaryota, Metazoa, Cnidaria, Anthozoa, Scleractinia, Poritidae.
AUGGAAUUUGACGCUUUCAUCAUAUAUAGUACACCAGACGAGGAGUGGGUUAAGAGAACUCUGCUUCCAAUUCUAGAAGAAAAGAAUGCUUUGAAGUGCUGUGUUCACUACAGAGAUUUCACUAUUGGAAAAUCUUUUAGGGAAAACAUGGCAGAAAGUGUUUACAAGAGCAGAAAAACCAUUGCAGUUGUAUCACACAGUUUCUUUAAAAGUAAAUAUUGCAAUCAUGAAAUGGAAAUCGCUCUCGGUCGUUUAGUCGAGAGAGGAGAUAACAGUGUGAUUGUCAUUAAACUCGAUGAUGUUGAUAGAAGGAAACUCCCUAAAGCACUUAAAGAGAGAAGCUAUAUCGAUUAUUUCAAGUCGAAUGACAAGGAAACAUGGGCGAAACAGCUGAUUCAAUCGUGUCAAGUCUCC